Rosa rugosa (rugosa rose) is the source of this 990-nucleotide messenger RNA. RefSeq names its product protein SMALL AUXIN UP-REGULATED RNA 51-like. The transcript has a single exon. The record is from RefSeq and is a predicted model, not a curated record. NCBI's taxonomy places the organism in Eukaryota, Viridiplantae, Streptophyta, Magnoliopsida, Rosales, Rosaceae. Gene Ontology annotation, biological process: response to auxin. The coding region runs from base 84 to 578 and encodes 164 amino acids.
CAGACUCCAGAUUCCCAUAUACUCCACUCUCUCUCUCUCUCUCUCUCUCAGAGCUCUCGCUUUCUCUCUCUCCACUCCCAACAAUGGCGAUGAAGAAGGUGGAGAAGAUCAGGCAGAUAGUGCGGCUGAAGCAAAUCAUGAUGCGGUGGAAGCUGGCCAGCCUCCGCCUCCGUCUCCGCCCCGCUCUCUCUUACGACGACGAUUCCGACUCCUCCUCCUCCGGCUCUUCCACCCGCCGCACUCCCUCGGGGUUCUUAGCGGUCUACGUCGGACCGGAGCGCAGGCGGUUUGUGAUUCCGGCCAGGUUCGUCAACCUUCCGGUUUUCGUCGGCUUGCUGGAGAAGGCCGCCGAGGAGUUCGGCUUCGAAACCACCGGCGGCCUCGUCCUGCCUUGCGAGGUUGCAUUUUUCAAGGAUAUCCUGAAGUUUCUGGAGAAAGACGAGAGGAAGUUCGGGAAAUUGGCACUGGAUGAGUUCUUGAAGAUGGUGACUGACGCGGUGGGAUUCGAUUCUUGCAAGGCGGCGGCUUCUGGCCCUGGCUCUUCGUUCACUCCUCUAUUGCAGGAUGCUAGGGUUUGACUUCUCUCAGCUUUUUAGGGUUCUGAUUGAAUUGAAUCUCGAUCCAAUGCCUUUGUUUGAUUUUUUUGUGGGGGAAGGUGUUCUAGUGAUGUUAGGGAAUCAAUUGUAUAUGGGUGGCAGCCAACUUGAUCUGCUUUUUUGAUUUUUUUUUUUUUUCUAGAGAUUGAUUGUUGGUUCGUAUCAUCCUUGAAGCACCCAUGCUUUUUAAUUGUCUCUGAUCAUGGGCUUCAAUGAGAUGUUGAACAAGUUUUUUCUAGCUAGGCAUCAGUUUGUUUCAGUGAUGCAGUAGUUGAUGAUGAUGAAAUCUUAUAGAGCAGCGAGAACAAUUUCUUAUCAUGUAAUGCAAUUUUUAUCAUGAUUAAUGGUGAUUCAAAUUUGUUCUCAAUGAUGGGCUUUUCUUUGGAGUACUAUA